Betta splendens (Siamese fighting fish) is the source of this 952-nucleotide messenger RNA. RefSeq lists its product as uncharacterized. The transcript is spliced from 7 exons. Bases 568 to 942 code for a protein of 124 amino acids. Lineage: Eukaryota; Metazoa; Chordata; Actinopteri; Anabantiformes; Osphronemidae. The record is from RefSeq and is a predicted model, not a curated record.
AAUGCUGAUUCUGAUCCACCACAAUUAUGGACAAUAAAUAUUCUGAGUUUAUGUUUUCUGACCUAUUUAGCCAACACUGUGCUACAGUAGAUGUCGUCUACUUUUUGUUCAAGUGAAGGCGUGACCUUCUAUUUGUCACAUUCACUCCUGAUACUUAGUGUGGUUUCCUGAAAGCAACUUCUGCAAACAGAUAUUUAGCCAUAGAUUAAAUUCAGAGCAGUCAGAAAAGUAUUGUGUCUGAAGAAAGUCUGGACAUUCACACAAUGACUUCACUCCUGCUGCUAUUUGUUCUAAUGUAUUCAUUUUCUGGUAUAAAAACACAAGGUGGGUGUAAGUUUAAUGAUGGUUUUGUUAUUAACCAUGUGAUCCAACAUAAUUUCAUUUCUUUCAGGUCUGGUUCCACCUGAGCUGACAGUGACUCCACUGGUGAUCACAGAGUCACACUCAGUCACUGUGAACUGUCAGACUCCAUCAUCUGUUCCUGUCUAUCAGUGUUUGCUCUACUCAGUGAGGGAUCGAACCUCCAGAGUCGUCUCUUGUCAUCAGACACUGACAGGAACUGAGCUGAUGAAAAUGACUCAUCAAAGUUCACCAGCUGAGAUUGAAGUUACAUGUUAUUACAGUGUAGAGCAAAAAGGAUCUCUAUCUAUAUCUCCACUUAGUAACUCUAUCAUCAUACAGACUAAUGCAGAAACACAGAGUGUUCCAGCAGCUACUGUCACUACAGGUGAAACCUCUGAUCUGUCAAGUAGCACUGUUGUUUCUAGUUCUGCUUCCUCAACAGCAUCAGCUAAUGCAGAAACACAGAGUGUUCCAGCAGCUACUGUCACCACAGGUGAAACUUCUGAUUUGUCAAGUAGCGCUGCUGUUCAUACUUCCACAACAGCGUCAGCAGGAGAGAUUUUUCCAGGUGAGAAAUGUCUUGAAAAAUUCAAACUGUAAAUAAAAGCUG